CUUGGGGGCGUGGCCUCGGGCUCCAGGAAGAAGAUACCUGUUGAAUCCUUGUGUCUGCUGCCUGCCCACCCCUUGCAGAUAUCCCGAAGAGGGCAGCCGCAGACCACAAGCGGCUUCUGAAAGAGAGGUAAGGGGAGGCGGACCAGGGGCGGCGGCGGCGACUAUCAACAUCCCGUCGGAGGGCCCAACAGCUACUUUUUACCUGCUGAGUCAGGUGAGCCUUUCCAUGGGGGCGGGGACCAGCAUUUGAGAAAAGGGCAACGGCGUUGGAAGUAUUUAUUUGUUCGGUUUCAAGAGCCCUUCAGCUGCAGACCCUUUGACGAACUGUGUCUGGGGCACUCCGGCGGUCUCGGGAGGAGAGAAGAACGUGGGCGGCUUUUUGGCCGCAGAGGAGCGGCCCGUCUAAGCGUCCUCCCGUCCGUGUUUUCCCUGGCCCCAAACGGCUGAGCCACAUGGCUUCGGCGGUCUGGGGGAGUGCGCCCUGGUGGGGCCCGCCGCCCCCAGCCCCAGCCCGGCCGCUCACCGACAUCGACUUCUGCUCCGGGGCGCAGCUGCAGGAACUAACGCAGCUGAUCCAGGAGCUCGGUGUGCAGGAGAGCUGGAGUGACGCGCCCAAGCCAGGACCCGAUCUCCUCCGGGCCAAGGACUUCGUCUUCUCCUUGCUGGGUCUCGUUCACCGUCGGGACCCCCGGUUUCCUCCCCAAGCAGAGCUCUUGCUGCUUCGUGGUGGGAUUCGCGAGGGUUCCCUGGAUCUGGGACCUGCACCUCUAGGUCCUUACAUCCGGGGACCUCAUUACGACGCCGGCUUUACACUCCUAGUGCCGGUGUUUUCGCUAGACGGCACUGGGCAGGAGUUCCAACUGGAUGCAGAGUCCUGUUCCGCGUGGCUGUGCCUCCCAGAGCAGGUCCGCGGAACCUCGAUCCGGGAAGCUUGGCGGGAUUGCCUAGGACCUCCAGUCCCAGGAGGACGUGACUCCAUCCGCGGAACCAAAAGUGAAGGAGGUCCCCAGGGCCCCCAAACCUCCAUGGACCAGCACGGUUAUGUCACUGAACCUGAGCCAAACGUGUCUUUGGAAAAACCUUCUAGUAACGUUUCCCAGCCCGAGCUGCCUGAGCAAAACAGAAUCGAUCAUGGCUUUUCCACCCCACUGAAAAACCUGAAUGGUGACGUCAGGAAAGCAGCCGUCCUCAGCCCAAUCCCACCGCCGUCGGAGGACUGGGAGACUUGGCCCACACUUUGCCCCAUCCAGGUGUCUGCGUGGUUCUUUGCUUCACUGGCCGCGGUGGCUGAGUCCCUGUUCCCCGUCCCGGGUGCCCCACGCUUGGUCCACGCCGCCCGCCACGCGGGGUUCACCACCGUCCUCCUGGCGACGCCGGGGCCGCCACGCCGCGUCCUGCUCUUCGACCUGAUUCCCGUGGUGUCCGUGGCCGGCUGGCCCGAUGAUGCUCGGAGCCACUCGUGGGCCGGCCCGCUGGCCCCCGAGUCGUCAUCCUUCUACCUGGUGCCCGGCGGCCACACCGAGGGGCUGGGCGCCUCCGGCUGGCAGCUCUGCUUCGCCCGCCAGGAGCUGGCGCUCAAGGCGCGCAUACCCGCUCCGCUGCUGCAAGCGCACUCGGCGGCCCAGGCGCUGCUGCGCCCGCUGGUGGCCGGGACCCGGUCCGCGGCGCCCUACCUCCUGCGGACGCUGCUCUACUGGGCGUGCGAGCGGCUACCCGCGCUCUAUCUCGCGCGGCCCGAGAACGCGGGCGCCUGCUGCCUCGGGCUGCUGGAUGAGCUGGGCCGCGUGCUCGAGGCCGGGACGCUGCCCCACUAUUUUCUGAGCGGCCGGAAGCUCCGUGCGGGGGAUGGCGCCGCUGUGCUGCUCGGGGCGUUGGCCCGGCUCCGCGUGGACCCAGCCCGGGCCCUGCGCGCCGCGGUGGAGGAGGCGAAGGCUGCACGCAAGGGGGGCGGCUUAGCUGGCGUGGGAGGCGGGGCCCAUUAAAGACGCUGUUCCUA
Neogale vison (American mink) is the source of this 1996-nucleotide messenger RNA. RefSeq names its product transmembrane protein 102 (gene TMEM102). The coding region runs from base 453 to 1982 and encodes 509 amino acids. The transcript is spliced from 2 exons. The record is from RefSeq and is a predicted model, not a curated record. NCBI's taxonomy places the organism in Eukaryota, Metazoa, Chordata, Mammalia, Carnivora, Mustelidae.